AUGGCAGCCGAAAUCGAAAAACAGUCUCAUGUUCACCAAGAGUACACCGGCUCAGAGACUCGCACGCCGGUGCAGAUCCAGUCGCAAUUUGCCCUGCUGCGCGACCUCUCGGACGACCAGAUGCAAGCUCUGGACAAGAGAAUAGUCAAGAUCCUGGAUUGGCGGAUGAUGCCCAUCAUCACACUGAUGUUCCUAAUGAGCUAUCUCGACCGCAUCAAUGUCUCCAAUGCUCGUCUCGCAGGCCUGCAAGACGACUUGCACAUGUCCGACACGAUCUGGAACGCCGGGAUUUCGACAUUCUAUGUGGGGUAUUUGAUCGGGCAGCUUCCAGGGGUGAUAUGGAUGACGAAGAUGAAGCCGAAUCUGUUCUUGCCGGGGGUGAUGCUCGCGUGGAGUGCUGCGACGAUAUGCAUGCCGGCGAUGACGAAUGGAACUGGCUUCGUGCUCUGUCGAUUCGUCAUCGGGCUCUGUGAGGCGCCGUUCUUCCCUGGUAUCACGCUGAUGACGUCGUCGUGGUAUAACAAGCGUGAGAGUCCCACUCGGAUGGCAGUGUGGCAUGCCGGCAACACCGUCUCUAACAUACUGUCUGGCUUCCUUGCCGCUGGUAUCUUGACAAACAUGGAAGGCGUCCAUGGUCUGCACAGCUGGCAGUGGUUUUUCAUCAUAGAAGGUGCAGCAUCAAUUGCGAUAGCUGUGGCAGCUUUCUUCCUUCUCCCAAGUUGGCCACACGAUACGAGGUUUCUCACAGAAGAGGAGCGUGAGAUGGCUCAGUAUAGAGUUCUGGUAUCGAAUGGAGGCGUCGAAGAAGCCUUGGGUGGAACGUGGGAUGGCAUAAAGGAGGCGGCCAAAGACCCUUUCACAUGGUUGUUUUGUGGAAUGCAUUUUGCCUUGGUUACGGCGCAGAGCUUCAAGGACUUCUUGCCAUCGGUAAGCCUCUUCAUCAUGGAGACGUUCGGCUUCGACACGCUAACCACGUACCUCGUCCAAGCACCUCCCUAUGCAAUCGCGUAUGCUAUAUCAUGCGGACUUGCCUACUCGUCAGGUUAUUUCCAAGAGUCUUGCUUUCACAUCAUCGUCCCGAUAAUCUUCAGUGCCUUGGGUGCUUCACUGUUGAUCGCAACCCUCAACGUUGGCGCACGUUACUUCGGGUUGAUCCUGCUUAUAACCGGCACGUAUAGCGGACUCAAUCUGCAGCUCUCAUGGGAGACUACAGUGGUGCCCCAUCCACGUAAGAAGAAAGCUGCACUGAUCGCCAUUGCAAAUGCUAUUUCGCAAGUCUCGCACUGGUUCAGCCCACAAUUUUUCCCGACAUCCCAAGAGCCGUUUUAUCGCCUAGGGGGUGGAUUGAUCCUUUUUGGCUGUCUUUUCGCCGUCAUAAUAUGUCUGUUGGUAACUUGGCGGGCGAAAGUCCUCAACAAAAAGCUCGAUGAGGCGGAAGGGUGGUCGGAGCAUACGGGUAAUGAACGGGGUUGGAGAUAUGUAUACUAG
Pseudovirgaria hyperparasitica is the source of this 1488-nucleotide messenger RNA. Its product is annotated as MFS general substrate transporter. Gene Ontology annotation, cellular component: membrane. Lineage: Eukaryota; Fungi; Ascomycota; Dothideomycetes; Acrospermales; Acrospermaceae. Gene Ontology annotation, biological process: transmembrane transport. The transcript is spliced from 6 exons. Bases 1 to 1488 code for a protein of 495 amino acids. The record is from RefSeq and is a predicted model, not a curated record. Gene Ontology annotation, molecular function: transmembrane transporter activity.